AUGAUUUCAACUAGAUUAAGUUCAUUCGUUGCUCGAGCAUCGCUUACAUUUAGCAGAAGUAUUUCCAGUGCUGCUUCUGGAGAUGUCGUCGUUAAGGAGGAGCAUCCUUAUGUUUAUCACUUAAAGCUCAAUCGCGAUAAGAAAAUGAACACAUUUACCAUGGAUAUGUGGAAAGAGUUUAAAAAUGCGAUUGAUGGUCUUGCUGAGAACCCGAAAUGUCGGUCGAUUGUGAUUUCUGGAGAGGGUCGCGCAUUCUGUGCCGGAAUCGAUAUUGCAGGAGGAAUGAUGGAAAUUGUCAAUAUAAUUCAAGAUGAUUCUAUCGAAUUUGGACGGAAGGGAAGAAAAGUGCGCAACAUGAUUGGAACAAUUCAAGAUUGUUUUACAGCCCUUGAGAAAUGCCCGAAGCCAAUUAUCGCAGCUGUUCAUUCGUACUGUAUUGGAGCCGGAAUCGAUUUGAUUACCGCAUGCGAUAUUCGUGUUGCUUCUCAGGAUGCUGUUUUCUCGAUUAAAGAGGUUGAUGUUGGUCUCGCUGCUGAUAUCGGAACCCUCAAUCGUAUUCAAAAAGUCGUCGGAAAUGACAGUUGGACUCGUGAACUUGCAUUCACUGCUCGAGAUUUUGGUGUUGAUGAAGCUCUUAAGUUUGGACUUAUCUCUCGGAUUUAUGCGAAUCCAAAGGAUACUGUCAACGCUGCAUUGGAUCUUGCGAAGACAAUUUCCGAAAAGAGCCCUAUUGCUGUGCAAGGAACCAAAGAAACAUUGAAUUAUGCUCGGAAUCAUCCUACGGAUCAAUCGUUGGAUUUCAUCAAGACUUGGAAUAUGAGUCAACUUCUUUCCACUGAUCUUAUGAAUAGUGCAAUGGCUAUCAUGAAUAAGAAAAAGGCAACGUUCGAACCCAUAUCCGGAACCAUGUUCAAUACUGGAAAAUUUGUUGGAAGAACAGCUCUGAUUACAGGAGCAUCGAGAGGAAUCGGAAAAGAAAUCGCCCUAAAAUUGGCCAAAGAUGGAGCUAAUAUUGUGAUUGCUGCAAAGACCGCAACUGCUCAUCCGAAACUUCCAGGAACUAUUUAUACCGCAGCAGAGGAAAUUGAGAAGGCCGGUGGAAAGGCUCUUCCUUGCAUUGUUGAUGUUCGUGAUGAGACAUCGGUGAAGAAGGCGGUCGAAGAUGCUGUCAAAAAAUUUGGUGGAAUUGACAUUCUAAUUAACAACGCUUCGGCAAUUUCUCUCACCAAUACCGAAGACACGGAAAUGAAACGAUAUGAUUUAAUGCAUUCAAUUAAUACUCGCGGAACAUAUUUGAUGACGAAGACGUGUCUUCCUUAUUUGAAACAGGGAAAGAACCCGCAUGUGUUGAACAUCUCGCCUCCUCUUUUGAUGGAACCGAGAUGGUUCUCGAAUCACGUUGCCUACACAAUGGCCAAAUACGGAAUGUCUAUGUGCGUGCUUGGACAUCAUGAGGAAUUCAAACCCUAUGGAAUUGCUGUUAACGCACUUUGGCCGCUGACCGCAAUUUGGACCGCUGCUAUGGAAAUGCUUAGCAAUAAAGAAGGAGAAGCUGGAAGUAGAAAGCCGGAAAUAAUGGCCGAUGCCGCAUAUGCGAUUCUCUCGAAAAACAGUAAAGACUUCACCGGACAAUUCCUGAUUGACCAGGAUGUUUUGCGUGCCGAAGGUGUUACCGAUUUUGACCGAUAUGCAUGCGUUCCAGGACACGAACUCAUGCCUGAUUUCUUCAUCCCCGGAAAGUACGAUGCUCAUUUUGGAUUCGGCAAAAAGUCGAGUAGCAAGAAGAAUCAUGAAAAGGCGGUGAUCAAAGAGGAGAUCACACAGGUUCUCGAAUCGGUCAAAAGCAUUUUGAACGCCGAAAUUGUGAAGAGCGUUGGGACUGUGUAUACUUUCGAAUUGACUGGUGAGAACCCGAGAAGAAUUACGGUUGAUUUGAAGAACGGAACUGGAGCAAUUUUUGAGGGAGCCAGUGACAAGGCUACCGUAACGAUGACUAUGGCUGAUUCGGAUUUCGCUCCACUUUUCCAAGGAAAACUUAAGCCUUCUGCUGCAUUCAUGGCGAAAAAACUCAAAAUUUCUGGAGACUUGUCGGCGGCACUCAAGUUGGAGAAUGUCCUCAAAAAGAUGAACAGCAAAUUGUAA
Molecule: messenger RNA, 2142 nt
Organism: Caenorhabditis bovis
Lineage: Eukaryota; Metazoa; Nematoda; Chromadorea; Rhabditida; Rhabditidae
Source: the annotation of a GenBank genome assembly